Mollisia scopiformis is the source of this 3195-nucleotide messenger RNA. Its product is annotated as linoleate diol synthase. The record is from RefSeq and is a predicted model, not a curated record. Lineage: Eukaryota; Fungi; Ascomycota; Leotiomycetes; Helotiales; Mollisiaceae. Gene Ontology annotation, biological process: response to oxidative stress. The coding region runs from base 1 to 3195 and encodes 1064 amino acids. Gene Ontology annotation, molecular function: oxidoreductase activity, acting on paired donors, with incorporation or reduction of molecular oxygen; peroxidase activity; heme binding. The transcript has 3 exons.
AUGGGGUUCUCUCAAUCGAAAUUGGUCACCCAGAUCAAAAAGAAACCAAGCAGUGCCCCAGAUGGCCAAACCGAUGCUGAAGCCGGAUUCGGCUCCAGCGGAGUCAAGACGACCAUGGGCCACGAUCUUACUCAUAUGGGUUUGAAGAAUGCCAAAACCGUCGUACAAGCAAUCACCACUCUCGCUUCCGGCGAUCCGCUCGACGACAAAGAGCUCCUCCUCGAACACGGCGUGGCCAUGCUCCAAUCUCUGCCAUUGAACAGCGGAUUGAGUGCUACAGCCUCCAAUGACUUCAUUGGUAUGCUCUGGAAUGAUCUCCCUCAUCCAGCAGCCACCACCGCAGGUCCCACUGCCCGAUAUCGGGAACAUGAUGGAAGUGGAAAUAACCCGUGGAACCACGAUAUGGGAAAGGCCGGAUCUCCAUACUCUCGAAGCGUCCCUCCUUUGAAGCCCAAAGGCCCAAAUCUUCCUGAUCCGGAACUGGUGUUUGAACAACUCCUCAAGCGAAAUGAGGAAACGUUCCGCCCGCAUCCCUCCGGUCUCAACAGACUUUUCUUCUCGUUUGCUACGAUGGUCAUUCAUGAAUGUUUCCAGACGAAUCGGAAGAACCAAUGGAUCAACGAUACCAGUAGUUAUGUGGAUCUGAGUACGAUUUAUGGCAAUACGGGAGAUGAACAGACCCGGGUCAGGACAUAUGAGAAUGGUCUCAUUUUCCCAGAUAGUGUGGCGAGUGAGAGGAUUAUGAUGAUGCCUCCGGGUGUGGUUGCGGUUGCAAUCAUGUUUUCGCGAAAUCACAAUCAGAUUGCCAAGGAUUUGCUGAGUGUCAAUGAGGCUGGAAAAUACAAGUCGUGGGACAAAUUGAGCAAGGACGAGCAGAAGUGGCAAGACGAAGACAUCUUCCAGCUAUCUCGCAACAUCAAUGUUGGUUUCUUCGCUUCGGUCGUCCUUAAGGAUUAUGUCGCAGCCAUUCUCAAUACCCCACGUGCCAACUCGACCUGGUCCCUCGAUCUCGGUGCUGAAAUCAAGCAACUGGGAAAGAGAAUCGAGCGAGGUACUGGAAAUGUGGUGUCUGUCGAAUUUGCCGUGCUCUACCAUUGGCACGCAGCACUCAGUGCAGCAGAUGCGAAAUGGAUGGAGGAUCUGCUUCGAUGGCAGCUGCCUGAGCUCAAAUCGGUGGAUGACAUGACUGUUGAGUUGUUCCAGAAAGUCGUUAUGACUGCUGGUCACGCUCUCAUGGCCCAGCCAGCCAAGGAGUGGACCUUCAAUAAUUUCAAGAGAGGGGAGGAUGGAAGAUUCAGUGAUGUUGAUCUUGCUGAGAUCAUCAAAGAUUGUAUCGCAGAACCGGCACAUGCUUUUGGUGCACAUGGUACUCCGGCUUCUUUGAAGAUUGUGGAUAUCAUGGGUCAAUUACAAGCACGAGAAUUGUUCAAUGUUUGCACCAUGAACGAAUUCCGAAAAUACCUCAACCUGAAACCCUACGCGACUUUCGAAGAUUGGAACCAAGACAAGGAGACUGCCAGAGCCGCAGAAUUGCUUUAUGGACACAUUGAUAACCUCGAGCUAUACCCCGGCUUGAUGGCAGAAUGUACCAAGCCAGCCAUUCCAGGAAGUGGUGUCUGUCCAGGUCAGACUACAGGUCGUGGUAUCCUAGAUGAUGCCGUUGCACUUGUUCGAGGUGAUCGUUUCCUCAGUUAUGAUUUCAACAGUAGUACGUUGACAAAUUGGGGAUAUGCCAAACUUGGCACGGGUUCAGCACCUGGUGCUUACGGAGGCGUUCUUCCAACACUUCUCUUCAAUGGUCUUCCAGGAGCGUGGACUGGAACUUCUUCUUGGGCUCUUCUGCCUUUCUACACUCCAGACGCAGUCAAGGGUAUUUUGAAAGGAAACAAGGUUAUCGAGCAAUACGAUCUCGACCGUCCUGCCAGCGGCAUGGAUGUCGUAGGUGUCUACACCCAGGAAGGUUGCAAAGCCGUCUUCGAGGACCGUGAGAACUUCCGUGUCAUGUACCAGAAGGCCAUCCGCCAGUGUACUGACAACCACGAUUUCAUGAUCGGAUGGGACGAUGCUCCAAGACACGACACUCGCUCUAGCAUUCUACACAAAGUGAUGUUUGAAGAAGGAUUCGAAGCCAACGUCACCAAAUUCUUCUCCACCAACGUCUCAAAACUGAUUAAAGACCACUCACUCAAGUACACGGGAACCCGCCGCUCAAUCGACAUCGUCCGCGAUGUCACCAACAUAACCCCCAUCCUCUGGCUCGCCGAACGAUUCGCCCUGCCCUUGAAAACGGCAGAGAAACCACACGGCCUGCUCACCGUCCCCGAAGCCUUCGGCAUCUACCUCGUCCUCUUUAUGUACCAAUCCUUCAACGUCAUUCCAGCCAACGAAUGGACCCUCCGUGAAGCCGCCACAAAAGCUGCUCCCAUCCUCCGCUCCAUCUUCGAAGCACACCUCAAGACCCAGCGCGGAAUAACAGAACACAUCGUCGACUGGCUCGGCAAAGGAAGCGCCUUCGAAGUCGGCCCCGUAGCAGACCGUCUCUACCACGCCCUCAACGACAGUAAACUCCCCAUCGGCGACCUAGUCGGCGACUGCAUCGGGAUGGGCGCCCCCGUCGCAGGUAACUUAACCCAACAAGCCAGUCUCCUCAUCGAUCUCUACCUCACCGAAGGCUACGAAACGUACAAAGACCGCAUCGUCGAGCUCUCAGCCCUCAAUACCCCCGAAGCGGAGCGCGAACUGCAAGGUUUCGUAUUCGAGGGCAUGCGACACGCGGGCGUGGUCCCUGGUCUCCCUCGCGUGGCAGCAAAGGAUAUUACGAUCACGGACGGCGCGCGCGGUCCCGUUUCCGUGAAAGCAGGCCACACGAUCUUGAUCGCUACGUCGAAAGCGUCGAUGGAUCCUGUGGCGUUCCCGAACCCUGAGAUCCUGGACCCGCAUCGGCCGUUCAAGGAUUACCUGCUGCUGGGCCACGGGUUGCAUUAUUGCUUUGGGUCGAGGCUGGUGGGGGCCAGUCUAGCGGCGACGUUGAGGGAGGUGUUUAAGUUGAAGAACUUGAGGCGGGCGAAUGAGCGGAAUGGGCAUUUUAGUGUGGUGGAAAAGGAGUUUGCGGGGGUGAAGAUGCGGGUUUAUUUGGAUGCUAAUGCAAAGGAGAGUCCGAUUCCGACAACGUUGACGUUGGAGUAUGAUGAGUAG